This is a messenger RNA of Malaclemys terrapin pileata, 1895 nucleotides long. It is a transcript of the gene OTUD1, whose product is annotated as OTU deubiquitinase 1. The transcript has a single exon. The record is from RefSeq and is a predicted model, not a curated record. NCBI's taxonomy places the organism in Eukaryota, Metazoa, Chordata, Testudines, Emydidae. Bases 208 to 1467 code for a protein of 419 amino acids. Gene Ontology annotation, biological process: protein deubiquitination. Gene Ontology annotation, molecular function: cysteine-type deubiquitinase activity.
AACUUCCAGAAGGGCCGCGCGCGGGCUAGCGAGCGGGGGCCGCCCACAGCUGUGGCGCAGCAGGAAUUGCCGCCCUCCCGCCGCACCGCGGGCGGGGUGAUGCCCCUGUUUAUUUUUACCCGGGCGGCUCAUCCUCUCCGGCUGCCCGAGCGCGGCCGCUCCCCGCCCUGGCCCCGCCUAUAAAAGGCCGCCCGCGGGGGGCUGAGGAUGCAGCUUUACAGCUCCGUGAUCACCCACUACCCGGCAGCGGGGGCGGCGGCGGCGGCGGCAGCAGCAGGCGGGGCGGGCGUUUUCAAAGUCUCCCUGCCGGCGGGGCCCCCCUCUCCGGACGCAGCGAGCGCCGCGGGCCAGAGCCCGGCCGCCGAGAGCCCCGCUAAGGAGAGUCUGGUGCCCGGAGGCAGCGGUGCCGCCAUGACUGCCUUCUCCUCCUGCCUGGAGCUCAUGCCCGGCGGGCCCGCGGCGGGCCCGGGCGGCAGGCAGGCGGCGGCCCCGCAGUACAGCUCCAGCGCGCAGAUCACCGUGAGCCGCAGGAGGCCGCUGGAGAGGAUCGUGCCCAUCCGCAUCGUGCAGCGCCCCGAGCACCCCGUUGAGCUGGCCCCGGCCUCUCCGCAGAGCCGAGCCUGGCUCGAGGGCAUCCUGGAGAGCAUGAGACAGGCCGGCGGGGACGCGGAGGCCGCCGCAGCCCCGCACCGCCCGGAGGAGCCCAGCAACCACAGCCUCCGCCUCAGCGAGCACUGCCAGGCUCUGCAGGCGGCGGCCAGCGCCCAGCCCGACCCGGCCGCCACCUGCGGCGAGGAGAGCGGCGGCCAGGCCCUGCCCCUGCCCUGCUCCCCGCUAGCGGAGGAGGAGGGCCCCAGCCCGAGGAGGGGGCCGGAGCGGAAUGAGAAGCUGGCUCUGUACCUGGCCGAGGUGGAGAAGCAGGACAAAUACCUGCGGCACAAGGGCCGGUUCCGCUUCCACAUCAUCCCCGAUGGAAACUGCCUGUACCGCGCCAUCUGCAAGGCCGUAUACGGGGACCAGCGGCUGCACAGCGAGCUCCGCGAGCAGACUGUGCACUACAUCGCCGACCACCUGCACCAUUUCAGCCCCAUCAUCGAGGGCGAUGUGGGCGAGUUUCUCAUCGGCGCCGCCCAGGACGGCGCUUGGGCUGGCUACCCUGAGCUCCUGGCCAUGGGGCAGAUGCUGAAUGUAAACAUUCAUCUCACCACGGGCGGCAGGCCAGAGAGCCCCACCGUCUCCACUAUGGCCCACUACCUGGGCCCUGAGGACCCGGCCCGGCCUAGCAUCUGGCUGAGCUGGCUCAGCAAUGGGCACUACGACGCUGUGCUGGACUGUGUGUCCCCCAACCCGGAGUACGAGGCCUGGUGCAGGCAGACUCAGGUGCAGCGGAGGCGGGACGAGGAGCUUGCCAAAUCCAUGGCCAUGUCACUGUCUAAGAUGUACAUCGAGCAGAACACCUGCUCCUGAGACUUCCUAGUCUAGAAGCUCAGAGCCCUACUCCAGGUCAAGAGAGACAGUUUGCACCGGCCAUGGUGGUGAUGCCUUAAUCCUUCAUAAAGCAGCGGUGCCCUAGACUGAGGAGCCUCCAUACAAUAUUAAACUGUGGGGGAUGACAAAUCCAAACUUGUAUUUGUAAUAUUCUCUUGUAUAAAGCUAGCCCUGGAUUAUUUGGAAGCGGAUUCUCCAUGUAUGUGGUGUUUGUUUGUUUGGUCCCCCCUCCACCCCCCGUUCUCUAUUUUCUAGAAGAAUGUAUUUUUUGCACAUUAUUUUUUUUUAAACUGUUACCUCCAUCUCCUACAUCUCAUGUUGGCCUCUGGCUUUCAGCUGUGCAGCCAAAAAAGUUUGUAAGAGGUUUAUUUUGUAAAUAUGGUUUAUGAUAUACCAGGGGGGGCUGG